Molecule: messenger RNA, 318 nt
Organism: Lasiosphaeria miniovina
Lineage: Eukaryota; Fungi; Ascomycota; Sordariomycetes; Sordariales; Lasiosphaeriaceae
Exons: 2
Source: RefSeq, a predicted model, not a curated record
AACAUGUCUUCCAACAGCUCGCAGAACCAGAACCAGGGCCAACCGCGGCAGCAGCAACAGCCCGGCCUCGUUGCCGGCCAUGCCACUUACAUCAAAGGCGCAGCUGAAAGCGCAAUCGGCAGCGCCAUAGGCUCGCACGCGUGGACCACGUCGGGCGAACAGGCUAAGGCAUCUGCAAAGGCCUCGCUGAAGGCCGCGAUCGAGAACCGCAACCCUGCCACCGACGGCUACGGCCGCGCCGAGGAGAUUGCCGGGAGGGUGACGGGCUGCGAGGGCAUGAGGCAAGAGGGAGCCGCAAGCAAGCCACAUUCCGAGUGA